Messenger RNA from Telopea speciosissima, 1142 nucleotides. RefSeq names its product protein SAWADEE HOMEODOMAIN HOMOLOG 1. The record is from RefSeq and is a predicted model, not a curated record. Gene Ontology annotation, molecular function: chromatin binding. The coding region runs from base 123 to 899 and encodes 258 amino acids. The transcript has 9 exons. NCBI's taxonomy places the organism in Eukaryota, Viridiplantae, Streptophyta, Magnoliopsida, Proteales, Proteaceae.
AAAGGGCCGAGAGUGGAGAAGAAGAAGAAGACUCUUUUCGUGGCAAUGCUCAUGUGUUUCUGUUUUGCAGGAGCGAACUCACAAAGCAAUUACAAUUUUCUUGUACUUCAGAAUCUCUGAAAAUGGCUCGGCUUCGGCCUCGACAGAAUCGGGCUCUCUCCGGUUUUACAGAGGUUGAGACUGUGAGAAUGGAGGAUUUACUCAAGGAAAAAGGUGAAGAAACCCUAAAACAGAAUUCCUGCUGCAAGCUUGCAAGGAGUUUUAAUUGUUCUGCAGGUCGUGUUGGGAAAACUCCCGUGACAUGGAAACAGAUACAAAGUUGGCUUCAAAAUAAGCAGCAAGAUUUGACAGCAAAAACUACUUCCUCACCUAUUGCCUCCAAUGAACCAGUUGCUCCUCCACAAGUGCCAGUUUCAAAUGAUCUGCUUGAGUCUUCUUCUGAAAUUCCUAAAGUAAAAAAGGAUCCAGAUCUGUCCGAUUUGGAGUUUGAGGCUAGGUCAUCGAAAGAUGGGGCAUGGUACGAUGUUGCUAAAUUUGUCACCCACAGAGUUCUUCAUUCGGGCGAAACUGAAGUACGAGUAAGAUUUAUUGGAUUUGGUGCUGAGGAUGAUGAGUGGGUUAAUGUUAAGAAGGCAGUACGUGAGCGCUCUCUUCCUUUGGAAUCUUCAGAAUGCCAGAAGAUCAAGGUUGGGGAUCUUGUCCUUAGCUUCCAGGAGAGAAGGGAUCAAGCAAUCUACUAUGAUGCACAUGUUUUGAAAAUCCAAAGGAGGUUACAUGACAUAAGGGGUUGCAGGUGCAUAUUCCUAAUUCGCUAUGACCAUGAUAGCACUGAGGAAAGUGUUCGUUUAAGGAGAUUGUGUCGCAGGCCAUCAUUUUAUGAUCCAGCUGGCAAUGCUUGAACUCUUAAUCUAUCGUCCUGCUUACUGUCUUUAUGUCCUUGAUAGAUAUGUAGGCUUAGAUUUUGGAGUUUGUUGGGCAGAAUUGAAAUUUAAAAUCCAUUGUGUUGUAAAGUUUCAAUCAAAAGAACGAAAAGGAAAAUGAAAAAGAGGUUUUCAUUUGUAACAUGAGAUAGAUUAUAGAAGAGAAAGUAAUGUAUUGCCUUUUUUUUGUUAAUAAUCUUUGUGCAAGAAUUUCCAAAUGCA